This is a messenger RNA of Bemisia tabaci, 2853 nucleotides long. NCBI's taxonomy places the organism in Eukaryota, Metazoa, Arthropoda, Insecta, Hemiptera, Aleyrodidae. The record is from RefSeq and is a predicted model, not a curated record.
AUGCCCAAGAUUCUCCUCUUCGUUGAUAUGGAAUUCACGAGGAAAGUGUGCCGCAACUGCAAAUGCCCUCGCGAGGAGCACAGUGAGGAGAUGUCGGGGCACGCGACGGCGACGGUGGCGGCGGCGGCGGCGCUAGCCGGGGGCGCCGGGUCCGGCUCGCCCCCGCCGCUAUCCACCGACUCGGCCUCCUCAGACAAGCUCCCCGGCAAGGGCGCCAACCCCCUCGGCCUCGACCCCCAGCGCCACUCACACUCGGAUGAUGACUCCGGCUGCGCCCUCGAGGAGUACACGUGGGUCCCGCAAGGCCUCAGGCCUGAUCAGGUUCAUCUGUACUUCAGCGCGUUACCGGAGGACAAGGUACCGUACGUUAAUUCCGCGGGAGAGCGUUAUCGGAUCAAGCAACUGCUUCAGCAACUACCCCCACACGACAAUGAGGUUCGCUACUGCCACAGCCUCUCCGACGAAGAGCGCAAGGAGCUCAGACUCUUCUCCGCCCAGAGGAAGCGGGAGGCCCUCGGUCGCGGCACCGUCAAGCAGAUCAACACCCCCGUCCCGUGCCAUAGGUGUGAGGAGCAGAUGAUAAGUGGGGAUAUGGGGAUCUUCGCGUCCCGCGCUGGGCCCAAUGCGUGCUGGCACCCGGCGUGUUUUGUGUGUUGCGUCUGUAAGGAGCUCCUCGUCGACCUGAUCUACUUCUGGCGAGCCAACAAGCUUUACUGCGGCCGCCACCACGCCGAAACGCUCAAGCCACGCUGUUCCGCUUGCGAUGAGAUAAUCCUGGCGGACGAGUGCACGGAAGCAGAGGGACGGGCCUGGCAUAUGAAACACUUCGCGUGUCUGGAGUGUGAUCGGCAGCUUGGCGGGCAACGCUACAUCAUGCGCGAUGGGAGACCCUACUGCCUCCAUUGUUUCGACGCCAUGUUCGCCGAGUACUGCGACUCUUGCGGAGAGCCCAUCGGAGUUGACCAUGGUCAAAUGAGCCACGAAGGACAACACUGGCACGCGACGGAGCAAUGCUUCUGCUGUCACACGUGCCGGGCGGCGCUCCUGGGUCGGCCGUUCCUCCCGCGGCGAGGCGCCAUCUACUGCUCAAUCGGGUGCAGCAAAGGGGAGCCACCCACGCCCUCGGACAGCUCCGGCCACCCCCCCGGUCCCCCCGGUCCGGGACUCCCCAACGGGGGCACCCCCAACCCCGCCCACAACCACAUCCACACUCAUACCAACACCCUCACCCACGAUCCUCAGGCCGCACCACCCUCCCCCUCCCGCAAUCACCUCCACUCCCGGCCCCGCUCCGAGGCCUCCUCCACUCCCUCCACCUCCCCCGCUCGCAAUCGCCGCACCCCCACCCUCCCCUCGCCCGCCCCCUCUUCAGAGUCGCUCCACUCCACACCACCUGCCCAUAGCAAUCACCUGCCCAAUGGAAUCGUUCACACCAAGAACAAACCAAAUUCCCUGAAAGCAACCCAAAGCAGUAGCUCCCUUCAAAUAUCCCAGAAUCUACCUCCAGUGCGAUCACCAAAGAUGGGACGGCGAGCGCUUCAGCGGACCUCAUCAGGACCAAGUUCCCCCACUCCGCCAUCCCCGAACGUCGUGCGAGGCCUCCCACCGCUACCCAGCACCCCUUCCAAAGGCCUGGACCGAGUCCUCCUCGAGCGGAACCUAGAGAAACUAAUCACUGAAAAACCAACCCCUAGCGGCACGAGUAGCCAAGAAUCCGGUUCCUGCAACCUGGACAUCGACCGGAUCCUUCGAGAGUGCGCCGGGAACGUGAGUCUCCAGUCGCAGGUGGAACACCUCCUAGUCAACCGCUCCGACUCCAGCCCCCUAGACAAACUAUUCCUCGACAACGGCAUUUCGUUACGACUGCAAGCAGAGCUGGAGAAGCUCAUCGCGGAGAGCGGAGCCAACUCCGUGCGUAGCGAGCUGCAACGACUGCUGUUCCAACAGAGCACCCACAGCAUGCAGUCCGAGCUCAUCGCUCGACUGAUAACCGGGAGCAACGCUCCACUCGGUAAAGACCUACAACUGGCCGAUCUGAGUCUGAGCUUGGACUCGUGGAAACCUCAACUGACGGACUCCAAGCCGGCGAACAAACUCGCUUUCUCGAUGCCGGAUCUGGCCGCUCAGUCGGGGAAUUCUCCGCAGAAGAAAAAUAAAGGGAACUUGAGCGUGAGGUUUCAAGGUGCCAAGAGCGACGACUCCAUCGAUCAGAUUCCGAGCAGACGAUCUCGUCAUCGGGACGAGCGGGAUUUCGACCCUGAUAGACGGUCUCGUCAUCGGGAAGAACGGGAUUUCGACCCUGAUAGACGGUCUCGUCAUCGGGAAGAACGGGAUUUCGACCCUGAUAGACGGUCUCGUCAUCGGGAAGAGCGAGAUUUCGACCCUGAUAGACGGUCUCGUCAUCGGGAAGAACGGGAUUUCGACCCUGAUAGACGGUCUCGUCAUCGGGAAGAGCGGGAAUACGAUUCGGAUAGCUACUGUUCGACUUGUUCCUCUAGUUCGAGUAGUGAUGACCUGACGGUUUACCAGCUGCCCCAGCGACGUGCCUAUGGAGGAGUGCGGAUUUCCUACGUGCCCAACGACACUCUGGCCUGCGCCAAGAGGCAGCAGUCCAUGGCGAAUUCGCCCAUCUCCCCGCUCAAGAAGAAGCAGGAUGACAAAAGUUGCAUCAUUUCCUGAUACUUCUUCCAGUACUUUAGUUGAGAGCUCAGGGCUUUGCUCAAGAAACCGUGCAGUAAGUAAGAUUGCUGGGCUUGUCUUUCCUCGUUAUUUGGGCCGCGUUAAACAGGAAGGAGCCAAGCUACAUCAGCUAUUGCCGAAUUUAAUUGGGCAAUUGAAUUUUUUACAUGAAAA